AUGACUCGUCUUAAUCAAAUUCAAUUAAAUAUGAUGCAACAUGGAACAAUAUCAUCAGCAACAAAACAAACGACGUCAAAAACAGACAGUGAUGUAAGUUUAAUCAACACUGAAUUAGACGAACAACAAAAAGAACAAAUAAAACAACUUAUUCAGCAAUUUCCGGAGGUGUUUAACGAACAACCAGGAAGAACAAAAAAAACACAACAUCAAAUUAAUUUAGUUCCCGGGGCACAGCCGUUUAAUUCACCACCAUUUCGUUAUGCACCAACAAGAAAGCAAAUAAUCGAGCAGAACAUAAAAGAAAUGUUAGAUCAAGGGAUUAUUUCACCAUCAACAAGUCCAUGGGCAUCACCCGUUAUAUUAGUUCCAAAGAAAGAUGGAAACUUACGUUUCUGUAUUGAUUAUCGAAAAUUAAAUGCUGUAACAAUUCGUGAUGCAUACCCACUUCCAAGAAUAGAUGAUACAUUAGAUUCAUUACGACAAGCGAAAUUUGUAUCAACACUCGAUUUACGCUCCGGAUACUGGCAAGUGGAAAUGGAUCAAGAUUCAAGAAAGAAGACCGCCUUUGUAACACAUAAAGGUUUAUUUGAAUUUAAUGUUAUGCCAUUCGGAUUAACUAAUGCUCCAGCAACAUUCCAACGAUUAAUGGACAUAGUGUUAGCCGGUCUCAAGUGGCAAUGCUGUCUCGUUUACAUCGACGAUGUGGUAAUUUUCUCACCAACAUUCGAACAACAUGUGAAAGAUUUAGAAAAAGUAUUCCAAGCUCUUCAAUCAGCAAAUCUGACUUUGAAAACAUCAAAAUGUCAAUUCUGCCGUCGAGAAAUGCGUUACUUGGGACACAUUAUCACUCAGAAUGGCAUUAAACCAGAUCCAGAUUUAAUUAAAUCAGUGACAAACUUUCCUCAACCGAAAAAGAUCAAAGAUGUUCAAUCAUUUCUUGGUUUAACCGGUUAUUACCGUCGAUUCAUCAAAGAUUACUCAAAAAUAGCCGAACCAUUAUUACAACAGUUGCGAAACUGUCAAAAAGGCAAUCAUCAUUUAAAAUGGUCAAAAGAAUGCACCGACGCUUUUGAAACAUUAAAACAAAGAUUAACAAAUGCACCAAUUAUGAACACACCAAAUUUCGAACAGUCGUUCAUAUUGGAGCUCGACGCUUGUGAAUAUGGCCUAGGGGCCAUAUUAACACAAGAAUAUGAUGGGGAAAAAUAUGUAAUAGCUUACGCAAGUCGAACAUUAUCAACUGCCGAAAGAAAAUAUGGAGCGACAGAGCGUGAAGCAUUAGCCAUUGUAUGGGCAACAAAAUAUUUUCGUCCAUACCUCGAAGGUAAUAAAAUUUAUAUUAGAUCAGAUUGUAAAGCAUUAGAAUGGAUGCGUACGGCAAAAGAUGUAACAGGUCGAUUGGCCCGGUGGGCGAUGAAAUUAUCUGCUUAUCAAAUUGAAGAAAUCAAAUAUCGUCCGGGAAAAUUAAACGCUAACGCCGAUUCGUUAUCACGCAAUCCAUUACCAAAUGAUGAUAUUAAUCAACUCGAAGUGUCAACAAUCGAAACAGCUGUUAACUUAUGGCAAAAUACAAACAUUCUUGACGAUGUAAGAAAAGAACAAGAAGCUGACUCCAAAUUAAAACCAAUAAUAGAAUUAUUAAAAACAAAACCAUCAACAGAUUUUAAUGAUAAACGUAAUCCCCACAUUCUUAUAAAUGGAUUAUUGUACAAAAUUAAAAACGCCAAUAAACAUUACAAUCAACGUAUCGUGGGUGCAAAACAUCUGCUAAUUAUUCCAAGAGCAAUGCAAAAUAAAUUAUUGGAAUGGGCGCACAAUCAUCCAACAGCUGGACAUGGGGGCCAACAAAAAACAUUAUUUAGAUUAUCAACAAGAGUAUACUGGAAAUCAAUGAGAAAAGAUGUAUUUAAGUAUAUAGCUGCAUGUCAAGAAUGUCAACAAUUUAAAUACAAUAAUGCUCCAACAGCAAACCCAAUGCAAAUGCACUUAGUGAAUGAACCAUGGCACACGAUCGGCAUAGACAUUAUGGGUCCUUUACCGACAACGGCCAGACAAAAACGAUUUCUUCUCGUCGUGGUAGACUACUUCACCAGAUGGAUCGAACUAUUCCCACUGAAGUCAACUACAUCUACCGAUAUGGCCAAUAUUCUCAUGAACGAAGUAUUUUCAAGAUAUGGAUUGCCACAACACAUUGUAUCUGAUAAUGGCCCGCAAUUCGUCUCAAAUUUAUUUAAAAAUUUUUGUGAUACAUUAGGUAUUAAACAAAAUUUAACUGCAAAUUAUCACCCACAAAGCAACAUGACAGAACGUGUCAAUAGAACAUUAAAGCCGUUAAUUGCCAUAUAUGCUCAACAACAACACAAUUCAUGGGACGAUGAAAUUCAAACAUUAGCAUUUGCAAUACGUACCGCGGUGAACGAAACAACAGGUGAAACCCCAGCUUUUAUGAUGUUUGGUCGAGAUCUCAGAGGUCCACUUGAUCUAUUAGUUGGUGAAACAACAGAAGGACCUAGAUCAACAACAGUUGAUCACGGAUUAAUUCAAGAAUACAAGAGAAAGUUGAUCAACAAUUUACGAUGUGCAUAUAAUGUUAUUCAAGAACAUGCAGAAAUUGAAAAGAUAAAACAAAAAGAAAAAUAUGAUCAACAUACAACACAAAGAGAAUAUACUGAAGGUGAUCUCGUAUGGGUAGCCACUCCAACAGCACAAAUUGGAGACAAUUCAAUGGGUGGAAAAUUACAACCACAUUAUCAAGGUCCAUGCCGUCUAAUCCAGCAAUUAUCAUCAAAUACAUUCACGGUACGACGGCUAAAGGAUAACGUUGAACUUGGGGCAACGAAUACGGAUCGCCUCAAACCAUACAUUGUACUACAGAGAAACAAUCAAGAAACAACAACAAACGACAAAACAAUCAAUCCAAGAGAAACGACAAAACAAUCAAUCCAAGAGAAACGACAACGUCAAUCAAUAAUGACGAGCCAUCAAUAG
Molecule: messenger RNA, 2991 nt
Organism: Rotaria sp. Silwood1
Lineage: Eukaryota; Metazoa; Rotifera; Eurotatoria; Philodinida; Philodinidae
Source: the annotation of a GenBank genome assembly